AGUAACCUGUGCUCUGUGUUCUUUGCAAACAAAAGUAGCUGUGUCCCUUGCAUCCAUCUUAUCUUCUUGGAGCCGCCCCUUGACCCGCUCUCCCCUAUUGGGAGGCGGCGUAGUUAGCAGCCUACUGUUAUAACGACAAACUGUUAAGCUAUGAAGCCAAUUCAGCACCAGCGAUGAGAGUGCAAGCUUGGGCCGCGAAAGCGGGAGUGCGGAGGCUCUUCACCGCAACUAGUAUCCCGAGCUUGUAGCAUUUUCGGCGCUUUACCACCGCGACGCAAAGGGCAGUUAACAUGGAGGACUCGGGACCGUCCGGUGGGCAACAGAACGCUGGUGACGGUGACGAGGAGAUAGCUGAAGUGGACCCUGAAGGCAGCUACUGCCGCUAUAAGGAGCCAGUGGGCAAGGGGCGAUUCAAGACCGUUUUUAAAGCAUUCAACAGCCAAAUUGGAAUCGACGUGGCAUGGAGCAAGGUUAGCGCGGCUGCGAACCACCUAAGCGGAGAGCAGCUGCACAGUGUGGCCAGGGACAUGAUGACCGGGCUUGAGCUGGACCACCCCAACAUCAUUAAAUGCUUUCGGUGCUGGGAGGACCAGGAGCACGGUUGCAUCAACCUCAUUACGGAGCUCUUUACGUCGGGCAACUUGCGCCAGUAUCGCAACAUGCACAAGCACCUCGACCUGAAAGCCGUGAAGCGUAUGGCCAAGCAGAUCUUGCGCGGCCUGGUGUAUCUGCACAGCAUGUGCCCGUCGGUCACGCACGGAGACCUUCGCUGUGACAAGAUAUACGUGAACGGCCACAGCGGAGAAAUCAAGAUCGGCGACCUGGGCUUGGCAACUUUGCUGCCCUAUCGCUGGGAGGAGCACGAGGGCCACAAGGGCGUAUUUGACACGUCGGUGGACGUGUUUGCGUUCGGCCUUUGUAUGCUGGAGCUCAUUACGCUUAAGCAGCUGGACCCGCAGCAUUGCUCCGACUGGCCGCAGCUGCUGGAGGAGGUGACCGACGAGGAGGCCCGCGCGUUUAUCGCGAAAUGCUUGGGACCUGCGGACCAGCGGC
Astrephomene gubernaculifera is the source of this 1053-nucleotide messenger RNA. NCBI's taxonomy places the organism in Eukaryota, Viridiplantae, Chlorophyta, Chlorophyceae, Chlamydomonadales, Astrephomenaceae. The record is from the annotation of a GenBank genome assembly.